This is a messenger RNA of Ochotona princeps (American pika), 585 nucleotides long. RefSeq names its product chromosome 9 C8orf90 homolog (gene C9H8orf90). The transcript is spliced from 2 exons. Lineage: Eukaryota; Metazoa; Chordata; Mammalia; Lagomorpha; Ochotonidae. The record is from RefSeq and is a predicted model, not a curated record. The coding region runs from base 46 to 585 and encodes 179 amino acids.
CUCCCCGGCAGCCAGGUCAACAGACGCCUGACCCAAGGCUGUGAUAUGUCUUCCCCAUGCUGUGGGGACCCCAGCCCCGGAGGUCUGGCCGCUCCACCCCCAGCAUCCACGCCAGGUGCCGGGGCCCCGCAGGAGCCUCCCUUCCCGGACAUCUACGGCGGCGACGCGGGGCUGUGGGAGGCGCACUUCCGCGGCAUCGGGCGCGCCUACCGCGUGCUGGGCAAGGAGGAGGACUUCGCCAUCCGCGUGCUCACCGAGGACUUCACGCUGCCCUUCCCGUUCGCCUGGCCUCCGGGACCUGACCCGGCCCGCGGGCCUCUCUUCUACGACCCGCACGACCGCACCGGCUUCGACUUCCUGCUGCGGGGCCCGGGCGCCGCGCCGCCCGCGCUGCUGCGACCCCUGCACGCCACGGCGCAGGCGGCCCUGCGCAAGCGGCGCCUGGAGCAGAUGGCGCUGAGCUACGCGGGCGCCGGCGGCCGGCGGCCCGGCCUGGUGCUGCUGCCGUCCGGGCCCAGCGCUGCGGCCUUCCCGGGGCCCGCUGGGCCGGAGGCCUGCGUGCCGGGCGCCCCCGGGAUGGGCUAG